GAAAUCGACUCCGCUCCAGUGAGUACCGGGGAAAGUUUACAGAGGACUAACACAUGCAUACACAGAAGUCCGACGCAGGGAAUGAUCAACGUAAUUUCUAGUACGGGCGGUGUUGUCACUGAGGAGAAUAUCAAACUGGUUUUCCCUCCUGGAGCAGUAGAAAAUCCUGUGUCUGUAAGCAUUUCGUUAGAGGAUCCUUCCAGAUACUGUGGCCUUAUUGUUCAAAACAGUCUUGAAAAUGACGUCAUAUUUGGUGCACCUGUCAUUCGCCUUCAACCGGACGGUCUCUUGUUCAAGAAACCUGCCACACUGACCGUGAAAUUUGAAAUAGGCGAAUUUACUUGCAAUGAUAUUGUUAUUUUGAAUGGGAGGGAGGAACGCAGUGGAAUGAUCACCUGGGAAGAUGUCACUCCUAACUCGGUGGCCACGACGCUUGAUAAGCCAAAUGCUAAAGUGCAGAUUAAACUGGAACAUUUCUCACUCACUGCUAUCUUAUUAACUGUGGUGAGAUUCACUCAGCUUCACUUGCUAACUAGGUUUAACUUAAUGUCAUUCCACUACACCUUAUCAGUGUGGCUUAAAGACAAGUCUCCAAAAAGCGACGAGCUUGCCUUGUUGUUCGUGAGGCAAGAUGUCUACCAUGAACAGUUCUAUGAGGAGCAAGAAACCUCGGCUAUGAAGGAAUUAAGAAAUAAGGGGUUUCGAAAGCUGCAUGUACGUCAUAUCAAUGGACAUCAAGAAACUGGCAUCUACAACAAUGAAAGUCUUCAUAUCUCAGUCUGCUUUGGGGAAGACUAUAACCUGGCUGGCAGACAGCAUGAAAUAACCAGUGAUUUCAAGGUAGAUUCUUAUAUCUGGUGGAACACGGGUUACGCCGUUACACUUUCCCUGGAAAGAAGUAUGAAAGAUGUUAGGAUUGCUUGUGGAACAAUCACUGUUAAGGGGGCGUUUGGCCACAUUAGUGAGAGGAAAUUCUGCGAAGUUGGUAGGUUAAACGAGAUUACUUUUUUUUCUUGUUUUUUACGUUACUUUGUCCUCCAAAAGAACGUUUUUGAGGUUACCCUUUGUAGUGCAUGUUCAGAAAUCUGGCGUUCUGGCGCUCCUUAAUUGGCUCUCCCCAAUUCUUCCUUACCUAUCAAACGCCCGCCAAGCAGGUUGCCAAUGUCUCAAGUGAGGCCGUGUGGCGGGGUCACCGCUGAUAUGUGAAUUUUACCAAAGUUAUUUUUAGACCGAUUAAAUGCUUGAAAUUAAUUGGAAGUUGGUUUCUGGAGAGGUCCACAAACUUUUCUUCAGUGGUGUCAGGAGAAAAUAACGGGAUAUGCUCCUUUGGUCUGUUGCCGUUACAAUAUCUUCAUUGUUUGCUUUGAGACGGUCGCGCUUGGACUUGCUGCUCAAACAAUCGAUUAAGAUGCGCGAACGUCCCAGGAAUUAGACUUCCGUUUAAUUUCAACCUCUAAAACUAACUCCAGGGAAAUUGACAUGUCCUGGCCAACGCCCUAAGAUUCCUCUCUGCCCCAUUGUUUUCUCUUGUUUUACUCGUAAUAGAUAAAUAUGGGUAAUUAGGAUCACUCGUUUCCGUUGCUGUUUUCUAACAAGCAGAAAUGAAAUCCUCGCAGAUCUUUGCGGCUACGUAAGAAACCUUUUAAAGGUUCAUGGAGAAAUUCUUAACACUGUGCCGAUUGCACGCGUGCUUGAGAUGCCAGAGGAGCUGAUCAACCAAGUUGUGAUGUCUUGGAGGGGGGAUGACGGACAACUGAACACAAUAUUGCAACAAAGGUUGAGAGAGAACUAUAUGGCAGAAGACAUAACUUCACUCAGUAAAGACCUCGACUGCUGGAGAAAGACAAAGCAAGGUUAGUCUUUAUAAUAGCGCUUAAUCCUGCAUAAAUGGAUUUUGUGAGGCGGCUGCAGUUUGGUGGCGAGGAGUAUGGUUUCUUUCACGAUCGCCAUUAUCAUGUUUACCCAAUGACCUACGAGAUGGUCGCAUUGAAAAUGAUCCAUUCAAUUUUGUAAUAUCAAUGGGAAGUAAAACAUCCAUAUAAGAAAACGACUUUUACAAGGCUCUGUGGGCGGGGUGACUAAGGAUAGGGUAGAUUCUCUUUCCCUCUUACCCCUCACCACCUCCUCGUCUGCGAGUCCAAGGAACUAUCUGGUAGGCUGUUUUAAUUCCUGAGGGAAGGAGGGGGUACUCCGAAUUUCGAGUGAGAGAGGUGAUCGAAAGAUUUUGAGGGGGCUUAAAUUUUUAAUUCCGGCGCUUAGUUAGCCUGCGAAAACAUCCGUUUCUCCUCGCUCUUCGCCGCUGGGGACGUUUCGCGCGGAGGAACGUCUGCGACUCAGCGACAGAAAUUCCAUACUGAUGACGCAAAUUAAUGUUUACAUAAUAAAUCCGGUAGUCAUGGGGUUCCAAAUAUAAAUUUGUCUAAUUUUGCGUGUCUUCUGGUCGAUUUUGGUAAAGUGUUGUGUUGAUCUGCCCACGAACUCCAGCAAAAUUCAAAUGCUUCUUCAACAGAAGUCUAUAUUCCACAAAAAUUGACUGUUUUGUUAGAGAUUCUUUCCGUUUGCAUUUGACCUUUGUGGCCUUUUGUUUUUUGUCUGUCAUUCAUAAACAAUAGCUAAAAUAAUGAAACUGCUGCGUCGACCAACCAGCGCUUCUGACCGGAUUCCGGACAGAUUUUACGUCAUCAGUAUGGAAUUUCUGUCGUUGAGUCGCAGACGUUCCUCCGCGCGAAACGUCCCCAGCGACGAAGAGCGAGGAGAAACGGAUGUUUUCGCAGGCUAGCGCUUAGUGUGCCCUCAUAUCCCGGUCACCUAUUUAUGCGAACAUGAUACAACCAAACCUGAUUUUAAUACUGAUGUAACCUUUUAUAGAAUGGUUCCCAGAGUUAACCCAACAACACUUGAAUUCAAUAAAUUUCCCAAUCGUCAUGCUUAUCGCCCGAAUUUAUUGUCACUGCAACCCCCUUUUGACCACUUUUUUAGAGAAGAUAAGCUGACUUGAGAUAGUGUGGAAACUUGCUUUAUGCUCUUGCCUUACAAUGAACUAAAAGGCAGGCGCGUUCCACACGUAUCCGUUUUUAUUUGAAAACGGACAUUUAUUUUCUCUGUUUUCUGAAAAGUCCGCGUCUUCACGGUGCGUUUUUUAAUCUUUUUUGCCCGUCCACACGAAAAAGCAAAAGUCACUGAAAACGGUACUAUGUUUGGUGGGAGCAUUCACAUUUACUGGUAUCUGAGUCCGUGAUGUCAUCCUUUUCAAAACCUCCGUUUUCCAUUUGCACGGAUAAAGCAAAGUGGCGUUCUUGAAAAGAUGCGUCUACGGAGGACGGGCUUUUAAUGAAAAGAGAAACUGUAAGAACUAUGAGACAUAAGAGCAUCGCUGUACCCUUUUGAAAAUUGACUUUGUGAUUCCAUUUCUUUUUUUUUUACUAUUACUAGGUUCAACUUACAACGUAACACAGCGGGGGCAGAUGCAUGUCAGACACUUGAGAGAAUAUGCAGCUAAGAUCUCGGGCUUGCAACGAACAGAUGCCAAUUUAAUGAAGUAUUUUGCCGGUCAGAUCCAAUCCCUUUGCAACACACUACUAAGGGACUGUUGCAUUGAGUUGGAAACUUCUGCGGAAGGUGUUGAAAGAGCGGCUUCAUCCAGCAGCUAUGUACACUAUAUGGAAAUUCAUCGACCUGUGCCUGAAGACAUAAAAGAGAGAUAUCCAGAGAUAUUCUCUUCACCAAAUGAGUCUAUCAAGGCUUUUGUGGCCGUUGUUCCUAACCUCAUUCAAAUCACCAAAGAAAUAUUCGCGGAGGAGGAAGUUUCAAAAGUACAAAAUGGCUUAAGGGGACUACUUAAAGAAAGAAUAGAGCAGUUUGAUUUAAGUGUUCGAAAUGCUAAGAGAAACACCAAAGUCGGGCAGCCUGUUUAUGAUGUAAGCAGAAUUUUGGAGCUGUUGUGUCUGAAUAAUUGUGACCUGCCAUCAAUAGAAAUAAAGAAGUGGGGUGAAAACUUGGCAGUUCUCCACAUGCUGAAGGUAUUAAAGCCCUUUUACAAACACUGCAAACAAGAUGUGAGGUUAUACAAGAGAUUAGAACUCUUUUCUGGACGCCUACGAGACAUCGUGUCCGAGCGAGUUGACAUAACCGAUGGAGUCACAGGGUUGUCACUAAGAUUUCAAGUUGCCGGGUAUUUGUUGUUAGUAGCCAGGGAAGUCGCAAGCAGUCAUGGAGCCCCUUCCCCCUCCCCUCCCCCAAGAAGUUUUUGACGUGCAACUUUUACCGUUUUUCAAAAGGCAUUACCGUCCCAAAAAAGCAAUCUUCACCAAGAGUACAGCUGUCAUUAGCGGUUUUACGAUGAUCACGUCUUUAUUAAAGAAAACUACAACAUCCUGAGACACUAACAUAAUAAGUUUUUACUUUACGUAAAGGCUCGUUUGAGGGUUUUUUUAGUGGCUGCUGACAGGUGAAUGACAGGUUGGCACCGGUCACGUUAUCUGCGCUGUCUUAUCUUCACGCAGAAAAGGCGCAUGCUGGCCAGUGAAGUGUUAAAUCACAACGAUACUUUACAAAUGUUAAAAAUGUGGAAAGGACAAUUGAUUCUUAUACGGUGCAAAUAAAUUAACACGCGCUGUAAAAUCAAUUGUAAAUCCUCAUUUAGUUUUACGUAAGAAUGAAACAACUUACGGAAAACAAAAGUAAAACUAAUAUUACAAAUGAAUUAACCCACGGAGAAGCGGAAAGAAGACAAGCGGACGAUGAAUGUACGAAAAAGCAUCAUAAACAUAAGGUAAAUUACUAUGGUUUGUUGAAAAAUGAAAGUAUGAUAAGGCUAAAACAAGUGUAACGUACAAAAAAUCGCGGGAUAAAAUAUGGCAAAACUAAACUGCACAACUGGUAAACAUUAGUGGUCUCGAAUUUAUGAACGAAACAUCACUUAACAUACGAAGAUACUGACCUACGGAAAAGCGUUCAAAAGACAGGGCUAAUACUUUACAAACGACGCUGAGAUGUCAAAACGAGACUCAAGGAGAAGAAUGCAAAAGUAAUGCUAAUGCUUAAGUUCCCUUUUAUAUAUAACUUCUUGGAAGUAGAACUGAGAGGAUGUGAUCAUGACCUGCGGACAAUGAUCAAUUAUUUCCCGUUGACUGUGCGUUAUUUUAUAUACUCGAUACCUAAAGCUAAAUGUAGACCCGGUCACUUAAAUGUCAAUACAUUAAACAUGGCAAUCAGUCAUAGUCUUCAUCUUCAAAGCCUUCAUCAUAAUCCUCAUUAUCAUCAACAUCAGCAUCAUAACGCUUGGAUGAUGCCUCGACUUGUGAUGUCAACAGAGAUCUGCUCAGGUCUUUCAUCGUGAGCAAAGAGUGCAGAUUCCUUGGCCACUUCUUCGACAUGUUUAACACAAGCCGACACAACGGUUGAAACUAGGGACUUUUAGCAUCAACAAAGGUGACGGCAGUGAAAACAUCACUUCUAAAAUGAAUUGGCAUUUUUCCAACUUUGUCGCUUAAUUUCAGUUCGCUGAAAAUAGCUAAUGUAGGCCAAUUUCCCUGGAGUUGAUUUCUUUGGAACCGCACUCAAGUUUAGAAAGAGAAAGAAAAGUUUGUCGUCGCUUGUUUUACGUCCUCUAUCAAACGUGAAACUAGGCAUUUUCACGUCAUAGUCGUGCAGUAACGGCAAAGAAAUGUACAAAAAAGCGUAAUGCACGUUAGCGCAAACUAGUUGUUUUGCUCAAUAAACCUAUUGCUUUUUUGACGUUCUCGUUGCCGUCGCCGUAGUCGUUGCUAAAACUCCCUACUGACAUUUCGCGAACGGAGAGUUUUCGCGCGUGUGUACUAGUACCAAAUCUAAGUCAGAUGUCUUUUUCCGACAUUUCUUAGUUUUUGCACGCAAGUAUUUCAAAAUUACUUAAACCUGCUGCAGACGAAACUUGCAUUUAGUUUGAUGGAUAGUCUUUGUGUGUUUCAAAGGUGUGCUCUUUUGGUUUAAUUUAACUACUAAAGUAGCCGGGGGAAAUCCCCGGCCCCCGGCCCUUAGUGACAACCCUGUCAGUCAUCUUACGAGAUUUUUGCAACGUUUCACUGAGUCUCGUAAACUUCGCAAAGUUUGAUCCGUCAAAACUGGUGAAAUUUGAACUCAUUAACUCAACAAAUGUUGCCAUGACUCUUCACAGUGAGAGUGUUGAAUACGAUAGCUCACUGGACACAUUUUCUCAGAGUUUUCAUUUGAAGAAAAAUCUUGGAGAUGAACUACAGCUUUGCGUCGUUGCUUGUGUACACAUCGAUGGACAAAUUAGCAAGAGAGGAGCACUCCAAUCAGUCAUCGUAAUUAAUCCUUCCGGUGAGGAAGUUUUAAAUAGAUGCAUGGUCCAUUUCGUCGACGUAGCUGCAAUAAAGCUGGAAGAGCAAGCAUCGGACAUUCUUCGAGUGUGUCUUUGUUCGACAAAGAAGCAGAAACUAUUGGAAUCUCUAGACGACCUCAAGAAAAAGCUGGGUACAGAUCUCGUGGAAACGAGACAAGAAGUAAGCAAGUCCCACCUGAAAAUACGCACUGUCGACACGGAACAAACGGUUGUAAGCCUCCGCCUGGUGUACAAAUGGGGGUCUGAGGCAGUGUCCCUCGACAGCAAGGACUUCCUUACGUUGGCCGAUUCGUCAGCUGGUGGAACAUGCAUACCAGAAGUUCACCUUGUUGGUAAGAGUCAGUUAUUUGACUGCAUUACAUCAAUGACUUUACCUACUGUUUAUGCAUCAAUAAGAUUUUACCCGUUUUGA
This is a messenger RNA of Porites lobata, 6755 nucleotides long. The record is from the annotation of a GenBank genome assembly. NCBI's taxonomy places the organism in Eukaryota, Metazoa, Cnidaria, Anthozoa, Scleractinia, Poritidae.